Exophiala spinifera is the source of this 1404-nucleotide messenger RNA. RefSeq lists its product as uncharacterized. NCBI's taxonomy places the organism in Eukaryota, Fungi, Ascomycota, Eurotiomycetes, Chaetothyriales, Herpotrichiellaceae. The coding region runs from base 1 to 1404 and encodes 467 amino acids. The record is from RefSeq and is a predicted model, not a curated record. The transcript has 2 exons.
AUGAAGCUCCUGGAGACCUCCACGCUGAAGCUCUACACAUUCCACGAACCUAAUCUCCCAGAAUACGCAAUCCUCUCUCAUAGGUGGUUCAGUGAUGAGCAGGAAGUCACGUUCCAGGAGCUGCAGAGCCUGACCGACACCUUGCAGUGCCAGUGUGGCAAGGAAGGCCGUGACCAGCGUGUCCGCCGCAAGAAAGGCUUUGAUAAGAUCGCCUCCUUCUGCCGUCUUGCCGAGGAGGAUGGAUUCCAAUAUGCUUGGAUCGACACUUGUUGUAUCGACAAGUCGAGCAGCAGUGAGCUGUCGGAGACGAUCAAUUCAAUGUAUAAGUGGUACAGCUCCUCGCGAGUCUGCUACUUCUACAUGGUUGAUGUGCCUCGGGUGGACUAUUCAAGUGACGAGCCACUGAUUCUGUUCAAGGCUUCCGAGUGGUUCAGGCGUGGCUGGACGCUUCAAGAGCUACUGGCUCCUCAGCAGCACAAAUAUCUGGCGCAAGAUUGGAGUCUCAUUGGCGUCACUUUACGAAAUCCCACCUCUGACAACGGUGUGUCACUUGACGGUGAUGGUUGCCAUUGUUCGACUGCUUUCCCCGGUGCCAAGUGCCUUGAGACUGAAGUGUCGGAAGCCUCUGGCAUACGCAUCGACCGCCUCAGAAGCUUUGAUCCACGAUGGACACGUUACACGACAGUGUGUAUCGCGGAGAGAAUGUCUUGGGCCGCGAAGAGGGAAACGUCGAGGCUGGAAGACACGGCUUACUGCCUACUUGGCAUCUUUGAUAUUCAUAUGACUCUCAUGUACGGCGAGGGAGAGAAAGCAUUCAUUCGGUUACAGGAAGAGAUUAUACGGCAUUCUGUCGACAGGACCAUCUUGGCCUGGGACAGGACAGGUCACGAAUCACUCGAUCAACUCUUGGCUCCUUCCCCGCAGUACUUCAAAUUCGUCGACUUCGUGUUCAAAUAUAAGCCCCCUACCGCAGAUGAAGUCCAUGAGAUCACCAGCCAAGGCCUGCUCACUCACAUGGAAGUGGCCGACCAUCCGACGCGGAACGACGUAUUGCUUGCUCGUCUGGACGACUCUCAUGCAUUCUCUCAAUCCGGAAUGCCCAAGCAUCAGAUCCUACUGUUGCUUCCCAUUGUUUGGCACCUACAUCCUUUCUACCCAUGGAUCUCUUGGAUGUCUACACGCGGUGGCGAAACUCACGUGUAUUGCCCGUAUGAACUCGCUGUUGUGAAUCGUGCCUCGGUGAAACGGCGCCUGCGGUCCUUCAAGCGCAGAAAACUUCGCAUUGCACGCUGGCAUGUCGAUCACGGGGGAAUGGAUCAUCAACAUGUGAGCGAACUGCUGAUCGAGCAUGUGAGCUUGACGGGCCAUUCAAGUCCGAUGUCUACACCGCAGCCAUCUAUCUAA